Messenger RNA from Hydra vulgaris (swiftwater hydra), 1713 nucleotides. NCBI's taxonomy places the organism in Eukaryota, Metazoa, Cnidaria, Hydrozoa, Anthoathecata, Hydridae. The record is from RefSeq and is a predicted model, not a curated record.
UUUAGUUAAAUUUAAAAUAUAAGUAGAUUAUACGUCUUCAACAUGCCAAAGUAUCAUUCAGGGGGAAGAAAUAAGGCUAGUGAGUGGAAUGAAGUGACCAUAUUAAGUGAUCAACCAAAUAGAGUAAUAUGUAAUUAUUGCAAAGUGAGCAUAAUUAAAAAAAAAGAAAGAGUUAAGAUCCAUUUGGAUAAAUGCAGAAGAAAGAAUAAACGAAGCAAUAAUAAUUCCGCUGAAGUGUUAAGUGAUAUAUCAGUUUUAGAGUCAAGGCCAUCUACAUCUGCAGCAUCAAAUAAGUCUAGCCUGUCUGAUGAUAAUGAGCAAGAUGGUUUAAGCUUUAUUAGUGAUUCUUUUUAUUCGUCAAUUGUUCAGUCAACUGCAAUGACGAUGCAACAGCAAACAUCUAUUUCUAAAUUUGUUACUACAACAACAAGUAAUCAGAAGGAUGAACUGGAUUUACAAGUUGCAAGAUUUUUCUUUUCAGCAAAUAUACCAUUCAACGUAGUAGAAAAUCUUGAAUUUACCAAGCUGCUUAAAAAACUUAGACCUGGAUAUGAGCCACCAAAUAGAAAACAGAUAUCUUCAGAACUCUUAGUAAAGAUAAAUGAAAAAGUAAUCAAUUUAAUGAAAAAUGAUCUUGCUGAUGAUAGUGCUGUUACCCUAAUUCAAGAUGGUUGGAGUACAUUCAGUAAUGAUCCUAUAAUUGCUCAUAGCAUCCAUAGUAAAAAUAAACCUUAUCUCAUUUCUGCAAUUGACACUGGAAGCCAAUCAAAAACAGCAGAAUAUUGCGCUCAAGCUGCUAAGGAUGCAAUUAAAAUUGAUAAAGAAACGUUCAAUAAAGAUGUAUUUGCAGUAUGCACUGACAACGAAAAUAAAAUGUCUAAAAUGAGAAAACUUUUGCAGGCUGAAGCCCCUAAGUUGAUAACAUUUGGUUGCUCUGCUCAUUUUUUAAAUUUGGUUGAAAAGGAUGUCUCUCCAAAGUCUAUAGUAAAGCAUAUUAUAGCAAUUCAUAAAUAUUUUUGUAAUCAUCACCAACCACAUGGUUGGUUAUUGGAAAAAGGUGGACUGAUGCCACAGCUACCUAAUGAUACUCGCUGGAACUCCCAACUAGACUGUUUACAGACAUACAUAUCUAAUCAUUCUCUGUACGUUGACAUUAGAGGUGAGCAUAUGGAAUCCAUUGAUCCUUCGAUAGGAAGCCUAAUUGACAAUCCAUCAAUACAGAGAGAAGCAAUAAAUUUAUAUGCACAACUGAAAAUUGUUGGUGUUGCGUUAGAUAAGUUGCAAGCAGACGAUACAACUUUGUCUGAAGCAGUUGAGAUUUGGCAAAGCCUCAUACAUAAUGAAAAAUUGGCUUUGUACAAAGAUGAUAUUUUAAAGAGGUUCAAGAAGGCAAUUGUUCCAUGUCAUUUUCUUGCCAAUUUAACAGAUCCAAAAUAUGAAGGAAGAACAUUGUAUAGAAGUCAAGAAGAAGAAGCUGAGGAAUGGUUGAAUGAAGUCUAUCCUGAAUUUAUGCCAGGCUGUUAUGCGUUUAAACUAAAAGAUGCUAAUUGUUUCCCAACAUAUUUAUUCAACGAUAGUGUUAAAAGCACAACAUCAGCAACAAAUUGGUGGAGAAUUAUAGAAAUGAAAGAAUCUAAGUCUUCCAAAUUGCCUGCAAAUUUUGCAAAAUUUUACGGCAGUUGCACACUUGUCCAGCUAGUACUGGAUCCAUAG